This is a messenger RNA of Candida dubliniensis CD36, 5133 nucleotides long. RefSeq names its product phospholipase D (gene PLD1). Gene Ontology annotation, biological process: intracellular signal transduction; cell motility; phosphatidic acid biosynthetic process. Bases 1 to 5133 code for a protein of 1710 amino acids. Lineage: Eukaryota; Fungi; Ascomycota; Pichiomycetes; Serinales; Debaryomycetaceae. The record is from RefSeq and is a predicted model, not a curated record. The transcript has a single exon. Gene Ontology annotation, molecular function: D-type glycerophospholipase activity.
AUGCUGCCAACAGUAGAACAACCCAUUUCACCAUUAGACGAGAACCCAUUGAAUGGAAAUGACAAUAAACUGAAAUCAAAAGGUUUUUUUGGUAAUGAGAAGGAGGGUGAUAGACACGAUUUGAACGAAGUACAGGAAAAUGGAACUAUUGACAGUAAUGAUGCUAUUAGACAGCUGCUGGAUAUAGACAGAAUUUUUCGAUCUGUCCAUAAUGGACCCAUUCUUCCAGAUCACAGGUCUCCGUCACCGAAUACUCGUGACGAUUCAUCACAAGUAAUAGGCAACCCUCUUUCAUUUUACUAUUCCAACGAUGAUAAAGAGUAUCGAUAUGACACUGAUAGACACCAACAACAACUGCAUACAAAGGGCAAGCAUUUGGAGGAUGAGCAGCAAAAUCUGAACCGAUUCGAGCUCGUGAAUGAUGAAGACGUUGACAAAUAUCCAUCAAGAAAGGAAUCAUCAAGACCUACACAUACCCGUUCAGCAACCUUGAGUGGUUUCAUGCAGUCGAGAAUUUUAGGGAGAUCAGUAUCGACUAAUCAAGAAACCUCGCCUACCGAGCCGGAAUUUGCAAAUUUGCAUGAUGCCUUGCAUCCCAAAGAAGACACCACCAAGAGUGGUAGACUUAAAAAGACAUUGCGCCGUUUCAAUCGAAGAAAGACCAAGGAUAAACGACAAAGUACAAUGACAGCCGAAUUCGACGAGCUUAAUGACGAGUCGGAAAAUGCCACUAUGGAGAGGGCAGAAAAGUUACUAGCAGGUAUGUCCACUGGUGCUCCUGCAAUAAAUUUAAUGGCUUCUUGCUUGUUAGAAGAUGAGCAUGGUAUAACUAGAGCUCCGUUGUUGUUGUCAGUUCUUGGAUUCAGGUUAACUGAUGUCACUCCCAAAGAAACAAGUAGAAAUAGGAGAUUCAGAAUUGAUUUAGAAUACGGAAUUGACAAGCACAGAAUGAAAUGGAGCAUUGAGAGGAACGCUACUGACUUGGCUUACUUGGCCUACAAACUCGAGAGAACGAGAAUUGUAAGUAGAGUCGUGGGAAACAAAUCUCAACCAUUGCCCAGACUUCCAAUUCCACCAAUUCGAAAAUUGGAUAACAAAAGAAGCAAAAAGACCAAAAGUGUUUUAUCUGAUCUGCGUGUAAAAGAUGACCAUAUUCUAGCACCAGAUAACAACGACAACCAUUCGCUCUCACCAGUACCAUCAGCAUUGUCUAGAGUGAGACUGCGUUUGGGAAGUAUAACAUCAGUGGGAUCACUCGAAAAGUAUCCUGAACUACUUGAACUCAGACGGAAAAAGAAUGUCCAAUUUAUGAAGGAUGUUGAAAAUUAUUUGAAAGAGUUGAUUGAAAUUACAGAGUUGAAAACCCUGGCAAACAUUUUGUUUACUUUCUUUGAGUUGUCACCUCUUUCGUCUUUGUUGAGUUAUGAAUCUGGUUAUACUGGUAAACAGGGUCCAGUGCAUAUUGGGGGUACAGCUAAAGCACAGGGCUGGAGAGUGGGCCAUUUCAAAGUGAAUGAUUUAAAAGGAAUCUAUGAGAGAAGAGUUGAAAAGUGGAUGCUUGUAAGAAAUAGUUAUGUCACAUAUGUUUCAGACAUUAACUCUACUACCCCUUUGGAUGUAUUCUUAGUUGAUAGUGAUUUCAAGAUCAGUGCCAGAAAUUUGGAGAUUGCAAACAGGGAUGACGAUGACUCCUUAUUUGACAACUCCUCUGUUGCUCAACAACAAAUGCAUGAAAAUGAAAACAAGUUUUUCCCACAUUUGAAGAUAACUUUGGAAAAUAGAGAGAGAAAAUUGGUGAUGCUGCCAAAAUCUCAAAGAGAACAUUCUCUUUGGAUUGACUCUCUCAGAACUAUGCAAAACCUGACGAUAUGGUCCCAAAAUAAGAGAUUUGAUUCCUUUGCCCCAGUUAGAGAGAACUGUUUUGCCCAGUGGUUUGUUGACGCUAGAGACUAUUUUUGGGCCGUUUCCACUGCUUUGGAAAUGGCCAAGGAUACCAUUAUGAUACAUGACUGGUGGCUUUCUCCGGAAUUGUAUCUUCGAAGACCGGCAAAUGGAAACCAACAAUACAGAAUUGAUCGAUUAUUGCAAAGAAAAGCUAAAGAAGGUGUUAAGAUUUUUGUGAUAAUUUACAGAAAUGUUGGGUCAACGGUUGCUACUGACUCAUUGUAUACAAAACAUUCUAUAUUGUCUCUUGACGAAGAGAAUAUUCAUGUUAUUAGAUCUCCAAAUCAACUUCUUCAGAAUACAUUCUUUUGGGCUCAUCACGAAAAAUUAUGUAUAGUCGACCACACAUAUGCUUUCUUGGGUGGUAUAGAUUUGUGUUAUGGAAGAUACGACACACCAGAUCACGCCUUAACAGAUGAUUCUGGUGUAGAUUUUUCAAAUAUCGCACAAGACGACAGAAUCACAGCAGAAAACUUUGCCAAUUUUCAAGUUUUUGUGGGGAAAGAUUAUUCCAAUCCUAGAGUCAAAGAUUUUCUGGAGCUUGAAAAACCAUAUGAAUCUAUGUAUAACAGAAAUAUUGUUCCUCGUAUGCCUUGGCAUGAUGUCCAUAUGUAUACAUGUGGUCAGACUGCAAGAGAUUUGGCCAGACAUUUUGUUCAGAGAUGGAAUUACUUGAUUAGACAAAAGAGGCCAAGCAGACUCACCCCACUUUUGUUACCUCCUUCGGAUUUGACUGAAGAAGAGGUAUUGGCUCAUGGACUAGAUGGUACCUGCGAGGUCCAGUUAUUAAGAUCAUCCGGAAACUGGUCACUUGGUUUGAAGGAACAUGAGCAAAGCAUUCAAAAUGCAUAUCUCAAAUUAAUAGAAACAUCUGAACACUUUGUUUAUAUUGAGAAUCAAUUUUUUGUAACUGCUUGCUUUAUUGAUGGUAUUGAAAUCAAGAAUAGAAUUGGUGAUGCGUUGGUUGACAGGAUCAUUCGAGCACAUAGAGAAGGUACUAAUUGGAAAGCUAUUAUUGUUAUACCUUUGAUGCCUGGUUUUGAAGCUCAAGUUGAUGAAGCAGAAGGGUCGUCUGUGCGUGUGAUCAUGCAAUGUCAGUACAUGUCGAUUUCCCGAGGUGAGACUUCAAUUUUUGCAAAAUUGAGGAAAAAGGGCAUUGACCCAGACCAAUAUAUCCAGUUUUUCUCCUUACGGAAAUGGGGUAGAAUAGGUUCCAACCGAACAUUGGUUACUGAACAGUUGUAUAUUCAUGCAAAAACUAUGAUUGUCGAUGACAGAUCCGUUAUUAUUGGGAGUGCCAACAUCAACGAGAGGUCCAUGCGUGGUGUCCGUGAUUCUGAAGUUGCUGCAGUUAUUCGUGACAAGGAAAUGGUAAAGAGUAAAAUGAACGGUAAGCCGUACUUGGCAGCAAAGUUUGCUCACACAUUAAGAAUGAGAUUGAUGAGAGAACAUCUUGGAGUUAAUAUCGAUAUCGUUGAUGUUGUGGAGAGAAGGUUUAAGAGAUUCGAAAACUUCGCUGCUUCAGAGGAAGGUAAGAAAUUUGCCACUAACAAGUUUAGAAAUCCAGAGAAUCGGACAUUGUCUGCUAUGGUGGAGAUUGCAUCAAGAGAUAUAUUACAGCAACCAGAGGGAACCAGGAGGUGGAAGGAAUUUAUUCAUGUAUCGAAAUAUGAUGCUGAAAUUGCCGAGGUUAACUUUGAAGAAGAAGACACAACUUUGCCUCCCCCUCUUUUCUUACCAAUUUCAUUUAACAAUCGUACAGGUCCAUUUGAAGCCAACAAAGGUGUGCGUGAUAGCAAGAAACAUUCAUACGAUAACAGGGUUCAAAAUAGCGAGUCGCAUAAAAAAGAUGUUUAUGGUGAAGGAUUAGACAAAUACAAGUCAAAGUUGGCAAAGAGGGCAAGGGUUAGUAGUGGUAAAUUUUUGAAUGAACUUUCCCUUCUUGCAAUGGAGACUAAUCCAACAGGUUCAUUUUUGCCUGAUUUUGAUAGUGUCAGAAACUUUUUGGAGUCAGAUGACUGUCAUAUGAGUGGAGAAAUGGAUGACGAAUCUGAAGACAUGAUUGCAGAAAGAAACAAGGAAAGAUGGAUGUUGCUUAAGAAGAUCUCCUAUUUGCAAAGACUUGCUGCUAGAGAAAAGAGCAUGAAUGAUACAGAGAACCAGAGAAGGGCAAAAUUGGGAUUACCAGUUUUGUCUAAAAGUGAUAAUGCUGGUGAUGGUAGUGAUUCCCAAGGAUUGCCUGUUAGUGGCACAUUACCUACUUCCGAGGGAAUUGAUACCGACUUUAGUUUGGAUAAGGAAUUUCCAACAGUAUCUUUGAGUGAGUCCGCUGCUAGAGAUAUCAUUAACAAUUUGACAACCCCUAAUGCUGCUGUAAGUAACUUUGUUGAUCCUUAUGAAUUUGAAGAUCCUAUCGACCCUGAUUUCUACGAAGCAAGAUGGAAUGAGUUUGCAAGGAGAAACACUGAUAUAUACCGUAUGGUGUUCCAUUGUCAACCAGAUGAUGUUGUGGGUCGAUGGUCAGAGUACACACAUUUUACAAAAUUGCAAAGUAUGUUUAUGAAAGCACAAGAUAGGGACACCGACCAAGGUCAACUUGCAGAAAACUACUCGGAUGAAAAAGCUGAAGUGGGAGACAACCAGGAACCACGACGUGCAAACAAUUCUAGACUAGAACAAGUUGACGAAGCAAGUGAGGACGAAUAUGGUUUGUUAGGUAAGGCGCCACCAGAAAGAGGUCAUGAGAAUCAAAAUAAACUGGAACAAGAAACCAACUUGAGAGCUAAGCUUAGUCGUCGUGUUAGUACAUUUGCUGGUGUGGCAGAAAAUCGGGACAAGCAUGCUAGUGACAAAACAGCCCAUAAAUCCGAAGGCAACAUUCAGGGUGCAGAAAAGACGAGCACCGAAGGAGAGGAGUCAGAAGAAUCGGGAACCCCUACUGAUAAACCCUCUGCUACAGCUGGAACGGUGCCAGCGUCUAAAACCAGGAAAAGAGCACGUACUUACUUAGCUAGAAGAAAAAUCCAAAGUGGUGAUGUUGUAUAUGAUAAAAAUUCGGCUGAGAGACUAUUGAAUGCAGUGCAGGGCCACUUGGUGUACUUUCCAGCCGAAUGGUUAAGUGUUGAGUUGCGAAACAAUAAUUGGUUCUACAACACCGAUAGGCUUCCACCAAUGGAAAUUUACGAUUGA